Molecule: messenger RNA, 591 nt
Organism: Erythranthe guttata (spotted monkey flower)
Lineage: Eukaryota; Viridiplantae; Streptophyta; Magnoliopsida; Lamiales; Phrymaceae
Source: RefSeq, a predicted model, not a curated record
AUGCCUCGAAAGGAACCGGGCGAUGAGCUCAAUUUCAGAUCUUACAUCCCAGGUUUUGUGGCAGGAUCUAUUGUGUCGUAUGUUAAUGUUAUAGCAGAUGGAAAUUGUGGGUACAGAUGUGUUGCAGAAGCAGUGUUCCGAGAUCAGAACAGAUGGAGUCGUGUAAGGAGAGAUUUGAUUGCCGAUAUGUACGAGCAUUUUGGUACGUACGCAUCGCAAAAUGGUCAAGAUGAAGUCAUCCGAUGGAUAGAAAAAUGCGAUUGGCAAGAAGGACCGUGCAGUUGGGACAAAUGGAUGUCAUUUCCGGAUAUGGGAAUGUCGAUAGCGACUAAAUACAAUGCGGCUUUGGUCUUAUACGCCAUUGGCGGAAAUAUAACCUACUUACCUCUAGUUGGUCCGGGUGAAUUAUCCCAUAUGAUCCAUAUGGUGUUGUUAGGAAACCAUUUUGUCAUUAUCCAGUUACCGGUUAAUUGUCCUCUACCACCUAUCACUCCACAGUGGCGACAUGUUAGAGCCGCAAAUCUUGCCCACUUGUCGGAAAUGUUCGAAGAACGCCUAUACAUGUGGCGUCGUUUAUCUAGGUUGGAAUAG